AUGAGCGACGAGGUGGCUUAUAGUUUAUGGAGAUCCCCUGAGAUUGGCUUUUCUAAUUCUAAUUCGGAAGGAAGAUCGGGGGGGAUAAUUACUUUAUGGAAGAAAGAUAGGAUGGAGGUUAUAUAUAGUUUCAAAGGUGAUGGUUUUUUGGGGAUAAAGGUGAGAUGGAAGGAAAAUCUUUACUCUGUUGUGAAUAUAUAUUCUUCUUGCGAUAUUUCCAAGAAGAAAUCCACGUGGGCCGAUUUGCUUGUUUUGAAGAGGAAGUUGCGAUAUGGAGAGUGGAUAAUGGGAGGUGACUUUAAUGCUAUUAAGAACGGGAGGGAGAGGAAAGGAAAGGCGAUCAUGGUUAAUAACAAAGAAGGCGAGCUUUUUGAGGAGUUUAUUUUCUUGAGUGAUUUGGUGAAAAAGUUCUCUUGGUUUAGCGGUGAUGGCAAAACGAAGAGUAGGAUCGACCGAUUUCUUCUAUCGAGUACCGUGGUAAAUAGAUGGGAUGUUAUUGGUCAAAUGAUCGGGGAUAGGAAUAUUUCGGAUCAUUGUCCGAUUUGGAUUAUGUUGGAUAACAAAAAUUGGGGACCAAAACCGUUCAAAUUCAACAAUCAAUGGUUUUCUUCGGAUGCUUUUAUUCCUUUUGUGGAAAAGGAGUGGAGAAGCUUGGAAGUUCAAGGAAGAGGAGAUUUCAUCCUAAAGGAGAAGCUAAGACUUUUUAAAGAUAAACUCAAGAGAUGGAAUAAGGAGGUGUUCAGGAAGAUUGAGUUGGAGGUAGAAGAAGGAGUUCAUGGUAUCAAUGUCGCUGAUGAAAGGUUAGAUUUCACUCCUAUUUCUUCUUCCUUUGACGACGAUCUUGUCCGUAGAAAAGAAGCUUCUUCUAGCUUUUGGAAGAAGUUAAGGAUUAAAGAAAAUAUGCUUUUACAAAGAUCUAGAAUGACUUGGCUUAAGGAGGGGGAUUCGAAUAGUGGUUUCUUUCAUAAAAAGUGA
Messenger RNA from Vicia villosa (hairy vetch), 975 nucleotides. RefSeq lists its product as uncharacterized. NCBI's taxonomy places the organism in Eukaryota, Viridiplantae, Streptophyta, Magnoliopsida, Fabales, Fabaceae. Bases 1 to 975 code for a protein of 324 amino acids. The transcript has a single exon. The record is from RefSeq and is a predicted model, not a curated record.